AUGAAAUACUUUUCUUAAUAAAUAGAACAGUUACAUAUAGUAUUGUUUAUUCUUUUCACAAACAAAAUAUAGUAACAGCACGCGCAGACACGCGCAUACACUGUAUUCAAUAUUUUUAUUUAUUUAAACCCAUAAUAAAAUGGGGGAAAAGAAAAUAGAAAGAAGAGAAAACAGCAGGGAUCAAACGUCUGCUUCUUCUUCUUCUUCUCUCUUCUUCCUCUCGCUUGCUCUCUCUCUAUUACGUUUCUCUUUUGUCCUCCUUCCUCUUCACUGUCUGUAUCAUUUCAUACUUACAAUCAAACCCGAAACGUCUCUUCUUCCUUCUCUCUCUUUCUAUCUAUUUUUAAGCCAGAUUUUUUUUUUCCUAGGCUCGUCUACUUGAUGAUACCCUUGUCCUCAUUCCCCACUCUCGACAAAUCCGAUAUCCCGACAAACCCAUUUCAUCCCCAUCUCCCACUUUCAGGAAAAAACUAAUCUUUCUUGUCUUUUCAAUAACGAACCGGCAUUCCCACUCGCAAAUCUAAGAGAAAGUUCUAUACUUUUUCGGUCUGAAUCUCGAGAAUUCUAAACAUUCACAGACCCACGUGCUCUCCUAUUCAAAGUGGCCUUUUGAGGAUGGAAGCAGAAACGUCUUGGACUCACUAUCCCUACAACUACAUCACAUACGUCCCUGAAGCUGACCCAUACUCUGAGCCUAGCGACGAUGAGACCAAAGACCAAACCUUUUCGAUGGACACUCUCCUCCCUGACGAUCUACUAGAAAGAAUUUUAUCCUUUCUCCCCAUCGCAAGCAUCUUCAGAGCCGGCACGGUCUGCAAGAGAUGGAACGAGAUCGUCUCAUCUCGAAGAUUCUUAUGGAACUUCUCCUCCAACAACAACAACUCUGCCUCUCAGAGGCCUUGGUACUUCAUGUUCACUACCACCGACGAACCAUCCGGUUACGCGUACGACCCGGUUAUCAAGAAAUGGUACACCUUUGAUCUCCCUUGCAUCGAGACUUCGAAUUGGUUCGUUGCUUCCUCUUGCGGAUUGGUUUGUUUCAUGGACAACGACUGUAGAAACAAGAUCUACGUCUCGAACCCCAUCACCAAGCAAUGGAGGAGGCUCAUCGAGCCGCCAGGUCACAGGUCUACGGACUACACGGCGUUGUCUACCUCCAUGAACAGAGCAAAACAGAGUUACUCUGUUUCGGUGGUGAAGUCAAAGCAAGUUCAAGGGAACUUCUUCCAGUGGGAGCUCUCUAUUCAUCUCUACAGCUCCGAAACGAUGACGUGGACGACGUCCUUAACCGACGUGUUAACCGGAUGGAGAGGAGGAGACGAGAGUGUGAUCAUCGACAACGUUCUCUACUUCUUGAUCUACUCAACAGGAGGCAACUCUGAUCAUCGACACGGCUUGAUCGCUUCUAACUUAUCCUCCACGUCAUCUUUGAUGAGUAGUUUCAUUCCGAUGCCGUGUUCUUUAACCUGCGGGAGGCUGAUGAACCUCAAGGAGAGGCUUGUGGUCGUUGGAGGGAUAGGGAAGCACGAUAGGCCAGACAUUAUCAAAGGGAUUGGGAUAUGGUGUUUGAAAGGAGGGAGAGAGUGGCAAGAGAUGGCGAGAAUGCCUCAGAGAUACUUCCAAGGGUUUGGUGAGCUGGACGAUGUGUUUGCUAGUAGUGGCAGUGAUGAUGUUGUUUACAUUCAGAGCUAUGGUUCUCCUGCGCUUUUGAUGUUUGACAUGAAGUUGAAGUGUUGGAAGUGGUCUCAGAAGUGUCCUGUCUCCAAGAAGUUCCCUCUUCAGCUCUUCACUGGGUUUAGCUUCGAGCCAAGACUCGAGAUCGCUCCUUAAGCUAUAUCACGAGUAAAUGCUUUUGUUAUUUACAGUUUGGUACUUUAUUAAUUAAAGAGACCAAUAUAUUUUUAAUUUUAAUCAAUCGAAUCCUCGUUCUUUC
Messenger RNA from Brassica napus (rape), 1933 nucleotides. Its product is annotated as F-box/kelch-repeat protein At3g61590. The record is from RefSeq and is a predicted model, not a curated record. The transcript is spliced from 2 exons. Gene Ontology annotation, molecular function: protein binding. NCBI's taxonomy places the organism in Eukaryota, Viridiplantae, Streptophyta, Magnoliopsida, Brassicales, Brassicaceae. Bases 616 to 1830 code for a protein of 404 amino acids.